GGGUCCGAAGAGCGAGAGCGAGCGAGCGAGGGUCCGACGCAUUGAGCUUUUGGUGUUGCCUUUUUGUGUGAGUUGUUCCUAAUUUUUUUUUUUAUCGGAGGAUAGCGGGUGGGAGAGGCGGCCGGAGGGGAUGUGUGGAGGAGCGAUCAUCUCCGACUUCGUGGAAUCCACGGGCGGCCAGAAUCUCCCGCCACUGCCGGAGCUCUGCGCGGCGGAGUUCGACGCCAUCUUCGACUCCAUGGACUCCAAACCCCUCGUCCCCCAAGGAGGGUCGAUCGAGAAGACGAAGAGGUCGUCGUCGGGAGUUGAGGAGACGAGCGGGGGGAAGGGGCGGAAGAACGUUUAUAGAGGGAUCCGGCGGCGGCCGUGGGGGAAGUGGGCGGCGGAGAUCCGCGACCCGAGGAAGGGGAUGAGGGUGUGGCUCGGGACCUACAGCACCCCGGAGGAGGCGGCGCGGGCGUACGACGUCGCCGCGCUCGAGAUCCGGGGAAGUAAGGCCAAGCUCAACUUCCCGGACUCCGUCGAGGCUCCGAAGCCCCCGGAGGCGAAGAAGCAUCGCCGAGCGACGGCGGCGGCGACGGUGGAGAUGUCCGCUACGUCGUCUUCCUCCUCGUGUUCAGUCGCUAGUUCUUCGCCGUUGGAUGAGGCGUUGAGGGAGCGGAUGUCGAACCUGGAGACUUUCUUGGGGCAGGAGGACGAGGCGGUGGAGGGCGGUGGGGCGUACGAUCUCGGGCUGUGGGAUGACGUCCGCUGCACCCAGUGAUCGCGAUGGACGGCUCAGAUUUCACAUGGCGAUUUACGCUCCUUUGUUUUACUUUAUUAAGCUUGAACUCAGAAAAUAGAAAUAAUAGCACCGAUGUAAAUAUUUUCGAUAGACGGCUCAGAUUUCACAUGGCGAUUUUCGCACGUGUCUGUGCACUGAAAUUGACAUGUACGUCGGUGCACCUGCUAGGCAUCCUUUUUCUCGUUAAGCGUACACCUGCUCUCUCUUUUUUUUUGAUAAAAUCAGAUUUAUUAAAUUCAUGUAGAUCGGAGAAUAAAAACUGCAAAAAAAAAAAUCUGAAAAAAGUUUGAACGUGGCAGUUUAUAAAAUUAAAUUAUUUUUGU
This is a messenger RNA of Phoenix dactylifera (date palm), 1107 nucleotides long. Its product is annotated as ethylene-responsive transcription factor ERF071-like. The record is from RefSeq and is a predicted model, not a curated record. Lineage: Eukaryota; Viridiplantae; Streptophyta; Magnoliopsida; Arecales; Arecaceae. Gene Ontology annotation, biological process: ethylene-activated signaling pathway; regulation of DNA-templated transcription. Gene Ontology annotation, molecular function: DNA binding; DNA-binding transcription factor activity.